This is a messenger RNA of Cyphellophora europaea CBS 101466, 1455 nucleotides long. RefSeq lists its product as uncharacterized. The record is from RefSeq and is a predicted model, not a curated record. Gene Ontology annotation, molecular function: oxidoreductase activity, acting on the aldehyde or oxo group of donors, NAD or NADP as acceptor. Bases 1 to 1455 code for a protein of 484 amino acids. The transcript has a single exon. NCBI's taxonomy places the organism in Eukaryota, Fungi, Ascomycota, Eurotiomycetes, Chaetothyriales, Cyphellophoraceae.
AUGGACGAAAGAAUGACCACCAUCCAGGCAUCCGUGAUCGACGGUAUUGCUCUGACGCCUCGGUUCCGGGAACGCAACUUGACUGCACUUCACAGCGCGCUCCAAGACGUCCGCGCUGAGUUGGUCGAGGAAAUCAAGCAGCAGGGAGCCACAAAUGAGGAAGCAAUGUUCCAGUAUCUCUUGACCUUGAAUGCACUCAAGGAGUUUCACAGCACGGUUCACCCGCAGGCGUGCCAGGAGGCAGAGUACCGCGUGGCCCGAUCGCAAGACCACCCCGACCAACGACGACCAUAUGGGUAUGCGUAUAUCGUACCGGCGCACGUCGACGAGCUUUAUUCGACAGUUGUCGCGGUCGCAGCGGCACUAGCUGCCGGCAAUUGCAUCCUUGUUCAGCGGCGCUCCGAGUCCACACGCUUGCUGCAGAUACUCGAGAAGCUCUUGACUGGCGCGCUAUCGCCAGAGGUGUUCGUCUUUGCAUCCAAAGAUCCGUUUGAUACGAUAUUCCAGCAGCGCCAUAGAUCCGUAUUGCAAGGAGCUCCUGCUUCAGAUCUCAAGGGGGGAUCCCCGCCCGUGGAUGGACAGGUGGCUGUUGUUGUCAAUCGAACGGCAGAUUUGCGGGCUGCGGCACGAGACUGUGUACACGCUCGAUUUGCGUUUGGUGGCACGUCGGCGUAUGCUCCGGAUGUCGUGCUCGUCAAUGACUUUUGUGUCGAUGAAUUCGCUUCAGCAGUCGCGGAAGCCGCCUUGUCGUACCUGACCGGUCCUGCACACCACAACAAUUCAGACCCUCGACCUCAGAAGCAAGUUCAGGAACCGCCAACAGAUUUGAAAGAGAUCCUCAAGACUAGUGGUACAAUUCUUGCCGCUGGACACGGUGGUCAAGUGGUGUUGCUUCGUCAACGUAACAGCAAGUUGUUGUCUCACAAGGUGGACUCUCCGGUCCUGGUCAUCCUCCCCAUCACCAGCGUCGACGACGCCAUAGACUGGCUCAAUAGUUCCCCGUCGCCACUGGCAGCAACAUACAUCUAUUCCACCCCUGCAUUUGCGAAGUACGUCAGUCAAUUCGCCCGAUCCUAUCUAUCCUUGGUGAAUCACAUACCACCAGAGUUGCUGGUUGGUCCACGCGCCCCUUCCGCGAUUACCACCUCGGUGCACCCGCGCUACACACCCGAGAUGUUCUCAGUUGUCUCGCCCACCCUUAUUGAGCAUCCUCCGCAUCUACAAGGACUAGACCGGGCCAUCUGGUCUGAUGCAGCCGGUGGAAAUCGCAAGAAGCUACAAGAUCUUUUAGAAACGAGAUUGACGCCGGUGAAGGAGCCCUUUGGACCCGCUGUCGGCUUCUUCGAGCAAGGGUUUUUGGUGGGAGCAAGCCUAGUUUUGUCAAGUACGAUCGCUUGCGGUGUACUGUCUAUCAAGUACGGAUAUCCAGCUCUCAUGGCCAGACUUGCGAGGUAG